Amborella trichopoda is the source of this 1371-nucleotide messenger RNA. Its product is annotated as homeobox protein knotted-1-like 6. The record is from RefSeq and is a predicted model, not a curated record. Lineage: Eukaryota; Viridiplantae; Streptophyta; Magnoliopsida; Amborellales; Amborellaceae. Gene Ontology annotation, molecular function: DNA-binding transcription factor activity, RNA polymerase II-specific; DNA binding. Gene Ontology annotation, biological process: regulation of DNA-templated transcription. Gene Ontology annotation, cellular component: nucleus.
AAACCACCCAUUAUUUACCCAAAAUUCCCCCCCAAAAAAUCAACUCCAUUGCCCAACAGUGCAAUCUCCCCCCCCCCCCCUCCUCUCAUCAUAAACCUCUCUUUCUCUCUCUAAAACACACUCUCUCUCUAGGUGGGGGCUAGAGGAGAUAAACCAUUCAUGGGCAAUUCCCUCCCUUCUUCUCACUCCUCUGAUCUGUUGAUAAAAAGUUGACAAGUGAGAGUGAGAGAGAGGGAGAUGGAUGAAAUCUAUGGGCUUCACUCUGCAAUUGGUUACUCAUCAGCAGAAGGUUCAGCAGGCAUGGGGUCCUCGUUGCCACCUGAGAGUCUAAUUGCUGCCGCCGGAGAUUAUCUAUCUUCCUAUGUUUUCAACAGGGAUAAGAUUGGCGGCAGUGGUGGGGCUGCGGCCGGUGGCGGCAUGGAGCAACUGGCUGAGCUUCCACCGGCGACAGGCGAGAAUUCGAUUUCGGAGGUCUACGGCCAGGAAGUGGCCACCUCCAUUAAGGCGAAAAUAGCGACCCACCCUCGCUAUCCUACCUUGCUUGAAGCUUACAUAGAAUGCCAAAAGGUUGGGGCACCACCAGAAAUAGCUAACCUGUUGGAGGAGAUCAGGCGUGAAAAUCACAACUAUGCAUGUAAUUCUAAUUCAGUAACUGGGUGUUUAGGAGCUGAUCCAGAGCUGGACCAGUUCAUGGAAUCUUACUGUGAGGUUCUGGUGAAGUAUAAAUCUGAUCUUGCUAAGCCUUUUGAUGAGGCCACGACAUUUCUCAACAAGAUAGAGAUGCAGCUUAACAAUCUUUGCAGUGGGUCUUCUAGGACUUGUGCUUCAGACGAACUAGCUGGAUCAUCUGAUGAUGAAUUGAGCGGUGGGGAGAUUGAUUUACAGGAGACGCGGUCAAGGGGAGAGGAUAGGGAGCUGAAAGACAAGCUUCUGAGGAAAUACAGUGGGUAUUUGAGCAGUCUCAAGCAAGAGUUUUCGAAGAAGAAGAAGAAAGGGAAGCUGCCCAAAGAAGCUAGGCAAACCUUAUUGGACUGGUGGAAUAUCCACUACAAAUGGCCAUAUCCUACGGUCGAGGAUUCUUUGAACUUCAUUUCCUUAUCCUUUUUCUCUCACUCGGAAAAGGAAUCUGAUAAGAUAGCUUUGGCGGAGUCGACAGGGCUCGAUCAGAAGCAGAUUAACAAUUGGUUCAUAAAUCAGCGAAAGCGCCAUUGGAAACCAUCUGAGAAUAUGCAGUUUGCUGUUAUGGACACUCUCUCUGCUCCCUUCUAUGUUGAUCACUGAGUCCCUCACUCUCACUCUCUCUCUCUGUAUAUUCACUUGGACAUGGUAGUAACCCAAUCAAUCAAAAAUGAUCAGAAAAUUCUAGUUUCA